AUGCAGCGAGUACAGCACGACUGUCAGAUCGACCUGAAGACGAACGAGAUUUUUUUCCUCCCGAACCGCACCCUCCUGCAGCGAGUGGGAAAAUCCCUGCGAAAGAUCUUGAUGGCCUCCCCGGGUAAUCCCCGAGCGCUCCGCUACCUGCGGAACCAAAGUGCCAUAAUCUACGAGUGCAGACGCCACACGCACGACAACAAAUCCAUCAUCCACCCAUUCAGCAUCUUCAGAUACUGGUGGGACUUCCUAAUGGUCCUGAACCUAGUCGGGAGUCUCCUCUCCAUCCCCCACCAGUCGACGUUCGACAUGGCGAGGUCCAUGACCCCAUCCUGGACCUUCAUAAAAAAUUUCUCGCUCACCAUCGACUGCAUCGACAUUCUCCUCAAUUUUUCGACAGGGUACUUCGCGAGGACCCGAAGGACAGUGGAGAUGCACCCCAGGAUGAUAGCGAAGAGGUACAUCCUAACAGGGACAUUCAUUCCAGAUGUUCUAGGAUCGCUACCAACCGAUGUCUUCUUCAUCCCCUCCUGGAACGACCGGACAGUGGCGCGUGAAUUGUCCAGCAUGAUCCACAUACUCCGGAUAUUCUCGACGAGAGUCUACAUAAAGCGAGUGGCAGAGACCUACGACGUGGCCGCCGGCCUCACGGGGAUCUUCACCUUCAUCCCGCUGUUCGUGAUAAGCGUUCACUGGCUGGCGUGCCUCAGCUGGAUCAUCCCAGUGGCCAAAAUCUCAUUGACCACCCCCCAGCCCCCCGAGGAGACAUCAUCCUCCUGGAUCAAUACCCAGGGGCUCUGGAACGCGGACAGUCAGGCGAAGUACGCAGUCGCCCUGAUGAGAUCGGUGACGAUUCUGACGAGAUCAGGCUUCUUGUCGAAGGAGCCGAUCGCCGACGAGGACCAGUACAUCGCCAUGGCCAUCCAGAUCCUGGGCACCGUGACCCUGUGCUACGUCGUGAGUCAAGCGAUGCUGAUGUUCAAGGGUGGCAACAGCUCGAAGCUCAAGUACCAGGCGACAGUGGCCCAACUGAAGCAGUACAUGCGGCACAAACAGCUGGAGCGAAACGUCCAGACGAGGUUCCUGACGUACUACGAGUUUCGUUAUCAGCAGCACUUCUUCCGCGAGUCCGAGAUCCUGAACACCCUCUCCUCGCAGGUGAAGCUGGAAAUUGGAAUGCAUUCCUGCAGGAAAUUAGUGGAGAAUGUAACAUUCUUCAACAACUUGCCGGUCUCGUUGUUGACAAGAAUUGUCGCACAGCUGAAGUCCGAGAUAUUUCUGACGAAUGACGUGAUUGUCAGAGCUGGACAGAGCGGUGAUUGCAUGUACUUCAUAGCAACUGGUACAGUUGCCAUUUACACUGACUCCGGCAGGGAGAUAUGUCACCUCGAGGAUGGCGCGCAUUUCGGUGAAAUAGCAUUAGUCAUGGCUGAUGAGAGACGAGUGGCUAAUGUCAUUGCCGUGGAAACAUGCGAGUUGUAUAGACUAGAGAGAGCCGACUUCAUCAAGACAAUUCAUCCUUAUCCAAUGCUGUGGGACAGAAUAAAGAAAAUAGCGAUGGAGAGGCACGAGAAGACAAUGAUACUGGAUACCCAUUGA
Diachasma alloeum is the source of this 1599-nucleotide messenger RNA. RefSeq names its product potassium/sodium hyperpolarization-activated cyclic nucleotide-gated channel 1-like. Gene Ontology annotation, biological process: transmembrane transport; monoatomic ion transport. Gene Ontology annotation, cellular component: membrane. The record is from RefSeq and is a predicted model, not a curated record. The transcript is spliced from 3 exons. Gene Ontology annotation, molecular function: monoatomic ion channel activity. Lineage: Eukaryota; Metazoa; Arthropoda; Insecta; Hymenoptera; Braconidae. Bases 1 to 1599 code for a protein of 532 amino acids.